Etheostoma spectabile (orangethroat darter) is the source of this 3803-nucleotide messenger RNA. RefSeq names its product leucine-rich repeat and fibronectin type III domain-containing protein 1-like protein. Gene Ontology annotation, molecular function: protein binding. The coding region runs from base 1878 to 3794 and encodes 638 amino acids. The transcript is spliced from 14 exons. NCBI's taxonomy places the organism in Eukaryota, Metazoa, Chordata, Actinopteri, Perciformes, Percidae. The record is from RefSeq and is a predicted model, not a curated record.
UCUUUCUUUUUUUUUUUUAUUUCUUUCUCUAAAAAUAGGCGACUUUCGGUGCGCAUGCACAUCCUGCUGAAGGUCCCCACGCCUCUGCUAAGACAUGUUAGCUUGUUGAAAGUCGAGCUCCAGUCAUUGCCACACGACCGGUAGGCUGCUUUCCAUUUUUCUCCCCCCCCCUAAAAAGCAUGUUUCCGGAGCUUCCCCGCCGGUGGAGUCAGUUUUUCAGUUGUGUGAUUAAUAAUUAAUCACCGGAGGACGGAGCCGGACACCGCCCGGGCCGGCUGCAAGGCUACACCGGACGGAGGUUGCAUGUUCUUUCCCUCUCGGUUUCGGGAAAGGGGGAAAAAUAAAGACAGAGAGCAGCUUUCAGCCCUGCGUGCUGACGGAUGGAAAGCACGCGCAUUGCCGGAUUAUUUUGGGGUUGUGUUGGUUAAACAGGGCCCUACCGACCUACCUGGAGGGACAGACCACCCGUUCAUACCCCCUGCAGACGGAUGCUUGGGUAAGUGAGAGGGUUAUUUGCACUCAAGGACACCCUCAGCGUUGUUUGCUGGGUGUAUAGUUUCUCAGAGGGUUCGGGUUUUGAAACACAAACCGGAUCAGUUCACGGAUUUCUUACCGGGACUUGGGAUGAGCGUUAGCGGAAUUGAAGGUAUUUAACCUCCCGUACAUCACUUUUUUCCCCCCCUCUGCUUCGUCUCGCUUUGGAUAUCUCUCUGAGGGACUGGGCUCGAAUGAUACAGCAUGUGCACACGGAUGGCACGAGCUCUCACCUCGCUAUUUCUUUGAAAUACGUUUCUGGAGUAACGUUAAUUCGGCUUUGGGAUGCGCAUUGGAGGCUUAUAGGAUUUUUUUUUGUCUUCCAGCAACCGUGUGACCCCAUGCACCCACCCAUCCAUCCACCCACCCUUCUCGUUUUUGAGGAUCUAUAUGCACGUGAGAGUGCUUCUCGUGGGUUUGCACGGUGAGACCACCGGCACCUGGAUUCCCGGUUUGCUCCCUUUUGCUUUUUUUUCGCCUUUUGCCUGACUGCGCGCACGUCUGUUCUGGUAAUUCCGCUUCUUCUGCUGCUGUCCGGUCCCCCCCAACACACACACACACACACAUACACACGCGCGCGCACACACACACUCUGGUUUAUUCAGCCCCUGGAAACUACCAGGAGAGCUUCUCUCUCUAUAUCUCUGUGUGGAUGGGAAAGGAAUAGGAGCGCAGAAGAGGAGAGCAGGAGUUGGGAUAACCAGCCGAGCCCGAUCAACGUAUUUGUUCUUUUUUUCUUUUUGUAAAGCCGUGCGGGGCUUCGUCUCAUUGUGAUUUAACUCAUCCAUUAGUGGACGGAUCGGGAGAGGAAGAAGAAGAAGAAGAAGGGAUUCUGGAGAAAGGAGACACGGGGAGAGAAGGUGGAGAUCGAUAAAGAUAUCGGGAAGGAUUGAGCUGGAAACCAGAUGACAAAAAGGACGGAGGCUGCCCUUGUUAGCUUGUCAUCCCGCUGUAACCCCGAGGCCGGGGAUGUGACUGGAAUAGGAAGUCAUCAGAGGACUGACUCCUACUGAGAACUUCCUGCUUCCCCGAGAAACUCAGGGAAUCUUGGCACACUGUGGCGGACAGCUGGCUGAGCCAAUGACAAACUUGGAGGACUUGUAACGCACGUCACCCGGGUCCCUUCGGUCAAACCUACGUGGACAUGCGCACCACGUGUACGUGCACGUGAACCCGGAUGAGCGCCAGCACUGAUCCUUGCCCUGUGAGAAGAGGACAGCCCCCCCCCCUCCCUCUAAGAGAGGCUGUCAAACCCAGUCACCACAUCGCCGCUAGACCUGGUCCUGAUUGGCUCCCCGUGAUAACGAAAUACUGAGACCCUCCCAAUCAGCCGGAGAGCAGCCAUGGACGCCGUCUCCUCGCUGGUCGGUCCUCUCCUCCUGGUCCUCCUGUCCUCCCUCCCCCACGGCUCCUCCUCCAUGCUGUGUCCAAAGCGCUGCACCUGCCAGAACCUGCUGCCGUCCUACACGGUGCUGUGUGCCAAGACGGGCCUCCUCUUCGUCCCGCCCAACAUCGACCGCCAGACGGCCGAGCUGCGGCUCAUGGACAACUUCAUCACCACGCUGAGACAUCGGGACUUCGCCAACAUGUCCAGCCUGAUCCACCUGACGUUGAGCAGAAACACCAUCAGUCAGAUCCGGCCGUACGCCUUCGCCGACCUCCAGGACCUGCACGCUCUCCACCUGGACGCCAACCGCCUCACCACCCUGGACGACUCGCACUUCCAGGGCCUGGUGAACCUACGGCACCUGAUCCUGGCCAACAACCAGCUGCACAGCAUAUCCGAGGGAGCCUUUCAGGACUUCCUGGAGACUCUGGAGGACUUGGAUCUGAGCUACAACAACCUGGUGAACAUCCCCUGGGACACCAUCGCCCUGCUGGUCAGCGUCAACACCCUCAGCCUCGACCAUAACCUCAUCGAGAACGUCCCCGAGGGAAUCUUCUCCAACCUGCACAAGCUGGCCAGACUAGACAUGACCUCCAACAAGCUGAAGAAGAUCCCUCCGGACCCGUUGUUCCUGCGGAUCCCCGUCUACGCCAAGAUGAAGGGUUCCCCGCUGCUGGCGCUGGUCUUGAGUUUCGGUGGGAACCCCCUGCACUGUAACUGUGAGCUGGUGUGGCUGCGGCGACUGACCCGGGAGGACGACCUCGAGACCUGCGCCUCCCCCAGAGACCUCGCCGGCAAAUACUUCUGGACCAUCAGAGAGGAGGAGUUUGUUUGCGAGCCCCCGAUGAUAACUCGCCACACCUCCAAGAUGUUUGUGAUGGAGGGUCAGGAGGUCAGCCUGCGCUGCAAGUCCAUCGGAGACCCCGAGCCCUCGACGCAUUGGGUCAGUCCGGACGGGAAGCUGAUCGGCAACACGUCCAGAACCAUCUGCUACGAGAACGGCUCGCUGGACAUCCUCAAGGCCUCGGUCAAGGAUUCUGGAAAGUUCACGUGCAUCGCAUCCAACGCCGCCGGGGAGGCCACCGCUCCGGUCGAGUUGGUCGUCAACCCCUCGCCGCACUUUGACCCUAAACUGGACCCCGACCCGGGGCCUUCGGACAUCCCCACGUCCAUCAAGUCCAACGUCAGCGGGGGUCACGCCCGGUACGACCAGCAGAGGGUCAGCGUGUCGGAUCUAACGUCCAGUACUGCUACCAUCAGGUGGCCCCCGCAGAACCACAUACCAGGGGUCCGCAUGUACCAGAUCCAGUACAACAGCUCCACGGACGAUAUCCUCAUUUACAGGAUGAUCCCGGCCAACCACAAGUACUUCCUGCUGAGUGACCUGGCGUCGUCGCGGGACUACGAGCUGUGCGUCCUGGCCGUCUACGACGACGGCAUCACGGCCCUGACCGGCACCAAGCUGGUGGGCUGCGUGUCCUUCUCCACGGAGACGGAGUAUGGACGCUGUCACUCCAUACGAGACCAGUUCCUGGGAGGUACCAUGAUCAUCAUCAUCGGGGGGAUCAUCGUCGCCUCUGUCCUCGUCUUCAUCUUCAUCCUCCUGAUGAAGUACAAGCUGCACAGCAACCACUACAAGCAGAAAGCCGCCGCGCGCCACGCCAACGUCUGCUCCCAGACCAACGGGGGAGGGGGGGGCGCCAACGUGCUCGCCGGGCCUCCGUCCUCCUCCUCGGGGGGGCAAGGCGGAGGCGCUAAUAAAACCUCCCAACAACCGUCGGCGUCGGCGGACGGCAUGGGGGGGGCUUCUCUCCGAGGGACGACCGUAGUGGACUUGAACCCCACCCGCGACGACGACGCCAUCUCCCAAUAACACACAACA